Messenger RNA from Pan troglodytes (chimpanzee), 1251 nucleotides. RefSeq names its product CART prepropeptide (gene CARTPT). Bases 471 to 821 code for a protein of 116 amino acids. NCBI's taxonomy places the organism in Eukaryota, Metazoa, Chordata, Mammalia, Primates, Hominidae. The record is from RefSeq and is a predicted model, not a curated record. Gene Ontology annotation, biological process: positive regulation of MAPK cascade; adult feeding behavior; cellular response to starvation. The transcript has 4 exons. Gene Ontology annotation, molecular function: neuropeptide hormone activity.
AUCUACAAAAGAGAAAGCUGAGGCUUGGAGAGGUUCUUCAUUUUGUUCAAAGUCAUACAACUUUUACGUGGUGUAGCCAGGAUGGGAACAAGAGCCUGGCUCUCUGCACUUCCAACACCACUGCUGAAUCCGGGCCCCUCCCGCUUCCCGUCCCUCACCUCUAGCCCCUCGGCUUCAGCUCAGGCCCCUCGGGGAGCAUCCCUUGCCGUGAGACUGACAGGCUUUGGGGGCGCAGGGUCCUGUUCUCUGCGCUCUAGCCCAUCUGUGUGCAGAGCCUCGUUCCCAGGCGCCUGGAGCUCGGCGGGCAUUGACGUCAAGCGCCGGCGGAGCGCUGCCUACAGACGGUUGACCCGGGCCCUCCUCCACACCCCCUUCCUUCUUCACCUCCUCCCUCUUUCCUGCACGGGGGCUCGGGCUCACUAUAAAAGGUGGGAGCGCGUGGUGCCCCAGCAACGACGAGUUUCAGAACCAUGGAGAGCUCCCGCGUGAGGCUGCUGCCCCUCCUGGGCGCCGCCCUGCUGCUGAUGCUACCUCUGUUGGGUACCCGUGCCCAGGAGGACGCCGAGCUCCAGCCCCGAGCCCUGGACAUCUACUCUGCCGUGGAUGAUGCCUCCCACGAGAAGGAGCUGAUCGAAGCGCUGCAAGAAGUCUUGAAGAAGCUCAAGAGUAAACGUAUUCCCAUCUAUGAGAAGAAGUAUGGCCAAGUUCCCAUGUGUGACGCCGGUGAGCAGUGUGCAGUGAGGAAAGGGGCAAGGAUCGGGAAGCUGUGUGACUGUCCCCGAGGGACCUCCUGCAAUUCCUUCCUCCUGAAGUGCUUAUGAAGGAGCGUCCAUUCUCCUCCAUACAUCCCCAUCCCUCUACUUUCCCCAGAGGACCACACCUUCCUCCCUGGAGUUUGGCUUAAGCAACAGAUAAAGUUUUUAUUUUCCUCUGAAGGGAAAGGGCUCUUUUCCUGCUGUUUCAAAAAUAAAAGAACACAUUAGAUGUUACUGUGUGAAGAAUAAUGCCUUGUAUGGUGUUGAUACGUGUGUGAAGUAUUCUUAUUUUAUUUGUCUGACAAACUCUUGUGUACCUUUGUGUAAAGAAGGGAAGCUUUGUUUGAAAAUUGUAUUUUUGUAUGUGGCAUGGCAGAAUGAAAAUUAGAUCUAGCUAAUCUCGGUAGAUGUCAUUACAACCUGGAAAAUAAAUCACCCUAAGUGACACAAAUUGAAGCAUGUACAAAUUAUACAUAAUAAAGUGUUUUUAAUAAUU